AUGACGGCCGCGCUGGCGUCCAAGGCCCCGAUGCCAACGCGGGCCGAGGCCACGCCGCCGCCCGCAGACGAUGUCCAGAGCUGCUUCAACGGCAGCACCAACUGCAACAGCGACGCCGACUUCCCGACGUCCACCACCUUGGAGAAGGAGGAGCAGGAGAAGCAGGCCUGCGACCCUUCUACCUCACCGCGAAAAGAUGAAGAGGCCGCGUCCUGCACAGAAAAUGGCACUGCUGCUGCGGCCACUUCCGCCCCCGGCCAGCGACGACCCAUGCUCACCGACGCCGAGAUCCAGCGCCUCGGCCGCGAGCGCCCCGCCGUCUUCUCCGGGUGGCUGUCCGAGUCGCUCUUCGUCUUCACCAUCGUCUUCUCCAUGAUGAUGAGCGAGUACUUCAUCAGCGGCUUCAACAUCAUCCUGCCGCCCGUGUCGGUGGCGCUCAACAUCGCGCCCUCGUCGCGCACCUGGCCCGCCGGGGUCACCAACCUGACCAUCGCCGCGCUGCUGCAGCCGUGCGCGCGCGCGUGCGACAUCUUUGGCGCCAAGAAGGUGUUCCUCUUCGGCCACGCCUGGCUCUUCGCCUGGGCGCUCGGCUGCGGCUUCAGCAACGGCCCCACGGUGCUCAUCGUCUGCCGCGCCAUGCAGGGCAUCGGCGCCGCGGCCUUUCUCCCCGCGGGGCUGGCCCUCCUCAGCAGCGCGUACCGGCCCGGCCCGCGCAAGAACCUCAUGUUUGCCGUGUACGGCGCCUUUGCCGUCAUUGGCUUCUUCUUCGGCAUCAUCAUCGGUGCCCUCGCGGCCGAGUACCUCAGCUGGCGCUGGUACUUUUGGAUCGGCUGCAUCCUCGUCCUGCUCGUGGCCGUGGUCGGCGCCGUGUACGUGCCGAGUUCGGCCAGCGAGCUGGACCCCGCGGCGCGCAUGGACUGGCUCGGCGUGGCGACGAUUGUGCCGGGCCUGGUGCUCGUCGUGUUUGCGUUUACCGACGGCGGGCACGCGCCGCAGGGGUGGCGCACGCCAUACGUGUACGUGACGCUCAUCCUGGGCGUGCUGUUCCUCGCGGCGGCCGUGUACGUGCAGGGUUGGGUGUCGAAGCAGCCGCUGCUGCCGCCGGACCUGUUCAAGCACAAGUACAUGAAGCGGCUGAUGGCGGGGCUGUUUUGCUCGUACGGCGUGUUUGGCCUGUUUUUGUUUUACUCGAGCUUCUACAUCGAAAACGUCAUGCACCAGACGCCCAUCCUCACGGCCGCGUGGUUCGUGCCCCUCGCCGCGGGCGGGUUGUUCCUGGCCAUCGCGGGCGGGCUCGUCAUGCACAUCAUCCCCAACCGGCUGCUCAUGAUCAUCUCGGGGCUGGGCUUCUUCCUGUCGAGCCUGCUGUUCGCGCUGAUCCCGUCGCCCGACUCGGGCAAGUCGACGAGCUUCCUGUACUGGGCGUACAUCUUCCCGGCGAUGCUGUGCGGCACCAUCGGCGUGGACAUCACCUUCAACGUGACCAACGUCUUCAUCACGACGGCCAUGCCGCGGCGCCACCAGGCGGCCGCCAGCGGCCUCAUCAACAGCCUGCUGUACCUGGGCAUCGCGUUCUGGCUCGGCAUCGCGGAGCUGGCCGUGUCGGCCAAGGUGCAGACGGCUGGCGGGACUCCCGACGACCUCGAGGCGGUGCUGGACCCGCGCGCGCAGUACCAGAUUGGCUUCUGGACGGGCGUCGCGCUGUCGGCCGUGGCGCUGUCGCUGACGUGCACGGUGCGCAUGGGCCAGGCCGAGGCGGGCCUGACGGCGGACGAGAAGGCCGAGCUGGCGCAGGCGCCGGCUGCGGAGGAGGAGGCGUCGCAGCAGCAGCAGCAGCGCAGUUGA
Messenger RNA from Purpureocillium lilacinum, 1845 nucleotides. RefSeq lists its product as uncharacterized. Gene Ontology annotation, molecular function: transmembrane transporter activity. Gene Ontology annotation, biological process: transmembrane transport. Gene Ontology annotation, cellular component: membrane. NCBI's taxonomy places the organism in Eukaryota, Fungi, Ascomycota, Sordariomycetes, Hypocreales, Ophiocordycipitaceae. The record is from RefSeq and is a predicted model, not a curated record.